AUGGCCAUUGAUUUUGCAGCAGAACCAGAUGUCCUCUUGCAUACAUCUGACACCAGAUCCGUGAAGCCUGUUACUGCAACUACUAUUACUACUGCUACUACUGAUGGUGAUUACGAUGAUGAUGGUGUUAUCUGGAAAAGCCAAGAGAGACAACCACACUCGUUCCAAAUUGGAAAUUUUAAAAUAGAGCCCAGAAGCUACUGA
Molecule: messenger RNA, 204 nt
Organism: Cercopithifilaria johnstoni
Lineage: Eukaryota; Metazoa; Nematoda; Chromadorea; Rhabditida; Onchocercidae
Source: the annotation of a GenBank genome assembly